Messenger RNA from Mercenaria mercenaria, 1017 nucleotides. RefSeq lists its product as uncharacterized. NCBI's taxonomy places the organism in Eukaryota, Metazoa, Mollusca, Bivalvia, Venerida, Veneridae. The transcript has a single exon. The record is from RefSeq and is a predicted model, not a curated record. The coding region runs from base 1 to 1017 and encodes 338 amino acids.
AUGUCAGCUCUCUCUGUGUACACUGUCCCUGUACCAUCUCACCUUCUAUCCCUAUACCAUCUCACCUUUUGCCAACUCUGCCUGUGUAUGCUGUCCCUAUACCAUCUUACCUUCUGCAAGCUCUACCUGUGUACGCUGUCCCUGUACCAUCUCAUCUUCUGCCAGCUCUACCUGUGUACACUGUCCCCUGUACCAUCUCCCAUUCUGCCAGCUGUACCUGUGUACACUGUCCCUGUACCAUCUCACCUUAUGUCAGCUCUCUCUGUGUACACUGUCCCUGUACCAUCUCACCUUCUGUCACUAUACCAUCUCACCUUUUGCCAACUCUGCCUGUGUAUGCUGUCCCUAUACCAUCUUACCUUCUGCAAGCUCUACCUGUGUACGCUGUCCCUGUACCAUCUCAUCUUCUGCCAGCUCUACCUGUGUACACUGUCCCCUGUACCAUCUCCCAUUCUGCCAGCUGUACCUGUGUACACUGUCCCUGUACCAUCUCACCUUAUGUCAGCUCUCUCUGUGUACACUGUCCCUGUACCAUCUCACCUUCUGUCCCUAUACCAUCUCACCUUUUGCCAACUCUACCUGUGUACGCUGUCCCUGUACCAUCUCAUCUUCUGCCAGCUCUACCUGUGUACACUGUCCCCUGUACCAUCUCACCUUCUGCCAGCUGUACCUGUGCACGCUGUCCCUGUACCAUCUCACCUUCUGCCAGCUCUACCUGUGCAUGCUGUCCCUGUACCAUCUCACCUUCUGCCAGCUCUACCUGUGUAUGCUGUCCCUGUACCAUCUCAUCUUCUGCCAGCUCUGCCUGUGCAUGCUGUCCCUAUACCAUCUCACCUUCUGCCAGCUCUGCCUGUGUAUGCUGCCCCUAUACCACCUCAACUUCUGCCAGCUCUAAUUAUGUACGCUGUCCCUAUACUAUCUCACCUUCUGCCAGUUCUACCUGUGUACACUGUCAUGAAGCCCAGUAACUUUCUUGCUUCCAGUUCUACCUGUAUACACUGUCAUGAAGCCGAAUGA